Messenger RNA from Hevea brasiliensis (rubber tree), 1739 nucleotides. RefSeq names its product ankyrin repeat-containing protein BDA1. The record is from RefSeq and is a predicted model, not a curated record. Lineage: Eukaryota; Viridiplantae; Streptophyta; Magnoliopsida; Malpighiales; Euphorbiaceae. The transcript is spliced from 3 exons. The coding region runs from base 21 to 1346 and encodes 441 amino acids. Gene Ontology annotation, molecular function: protein binding.
GUGUGAGAGGAAAUAAGUGUAUGGUGAGCUUGAUUAUAAAAGUUAUUUUGAUACUUGAUAAUAAAAAUUCAACAGCUUGCUUGCUCGAUUGGUUCAUGAGUAUGGACCAGAGGUUGACUGAGGCGGCUCAAAUACAAGAUAUUGGUGAGAGAUUGAGGCAGGCCGCUCGAGCAGGAGAUAUUGACGCGUUGUAUGCUCUAAUCCGUGAAGAUGCUCGUGUUUUGGAACGUGUCGAUGAGGUGCCUUUUGUUGACACUCCAUUGCAUAUAGCUGCAUCUGCAGGACAUAUUCAAUUUGCUAUGGAGAUAGUGAACUUGAAGGCAUCGUUUACCAGGAAGCUAAACCCAGAUGGGUUUAGCCCCAUGCACCUUGCUUUGCAGAAUGAGGACAUGGUAAUGGUGAUGUGGCUCAUAGAUGUUGAUGGAAGCCUCGUCCGUGUCAAAGGAAAAGGGGGUUUCACUCCUUUGCAUCAUGCAGCUGAAAAUGGAAACUUGUCUAUUUUGAGAGAAUGUUUUACAGGUUGCCCCGAAUCUAUAAAAGAUGUUACCUUCCAAGGCGACACUGCUUUACACAUUGCAGUAAAGAAACACCAAAAGGAUGCUUUUGAAUUUUUGUUGAUGGAAUGGCUUAGGAGUUCUUCAUUCGAAGAUGCAGAUUUUUGGGAAGUAGAGCUCCUCAACUGGAAAAACAAGGAAGGUAAAACCGUUCUGCACAUUGCUGCUUCGGAGGAUAGAUGGGAAGAUCGACAUCAGGUGCUAAAAAUGUUGCUGGGAUGUCAUGCUAGAACUGAUAUAAAAGAUCUUGCUGGUUUGACGGCUAUGGAAAUCCUGAAAGGCCAAGUUGGAUUAACGGAAAAACAAAUUUGGAAUAUGCAAGUAGCCGGCGCAAGAUUAUCGUUUCCAUUAAUAUUAUUACAUAUAUUAUAUAAAAGAGUAAUAUCUUCAUUAAUAUUAUUAUAUAAAAGUGUGAUAUCUCCUAGACAUUCAGUCCGUCAGGAAGCUCGGACAUCGAGAUUGAAGUCAAGGUCUUGGGUGUGGAAAUUAUUUCGGCGUAGGAAAUGGAAAUCAAGUGAGAGGCGCAAUACAGAGCUGUUAGUUGACACGCUGAUUUUAACAGCCAUGUACCAGGCAUCACUGAGUCCACCUGGUGGUCUUUGGCAGGGCACUGCAGAUAUUAAUUUGCCUAUUCGUGUCAGUAAUUCUUCUACUUCUGUGGCAACUUCUCCACACUUCACGGGUACAUCAGUAAUGUCUCGGACCAACCUUCUUACAUUUUGCAUUGCAUUCACUGGCUUGUUCACCCUUAACAGCUUGGCGAAUAAUUUCAAAUCUUACGCAAGACUAUAGCGAAUUAUCGUUUAGCAUUUUUUCUGUUUAUUGGUUGAUGGGUUCCUACACGUUUUCAAUGGUAGUCAUAACACCGCCGAAGGCUGAUGGCAACUCUAGCUUUAGAAUCUUAUUUACUUUUUAUUACUAUGCAAUAUUUUUGCUUGGAACCCUCAUAGGGUUUGUUCUUUACUACUUAGCAUUACCUAGUGAGCCUAGAGUAAAACGCAGAAGACCUCGUCAGACAAUUCUUGGCAGGAAAGAAUGGUGGUAAUAGAUAUACAGAUAUUGGGACAUUCUUGUAUUGUCUAGUGUACUGUGAAUUCAAGAUAUAAUUUAAAAUAGGCAAAAUCUACAUGUUCAUAUAUUAAUUGGCGAUGGAUCAAUUCUAAAUAAAUUUUGUUAUAGAUCUCA